This is a messenger RNA of Diatraea saccharalis (sugarcane borer), 6212 nucleotides long. The record is from the annotation of a GenBank genome assembly. Lineage: Eukaryota; Metazoa; Arthropoda; Insecta; Lepidoptera; Crambidae.
AUGGUUGCUUGCUUUGAAGUACGAACGAAACGAAUGUGAAAUGUAUUUAGAUUUUUCUACCUCUUAAUUAUAAUAAUAAAUUGCUACUUCAUAGGAUUUUUAUAUAGUCAUGAGACAUGAUUCGUGUAGUGCUAAAAACUGUAAUUUAUUUAAUUCUUACAAUUGCUUCAGUGACGGGAAGGAUACACAAGUUAUUACUCUUGGAUGAUGAACGACACUAUGUAGAGCUUACAACGUUCGGCUUCUUCCAAGGAGGUAUUCUCGAUGUGCGAAUGGUCAACUUCAUGCUACCCUCGUCAGUUCCACGAGGAGAGUAUGGCUUCACAUUGGACCGAACAGUGAACGACGCUAUCAACCCUUACCUGGAGUCCCAUUCGGACACAUGUUUCUUAAAGGAUGUAGAUAGUAUUGGGAUCACACCACAACACACUGCUAUCGUGUUUCUUAAGCUGGACUUUGCUAACAUGAGAUUGAACAUCACAUGUAACGGCGAAGUGUCGGCCCUUCAUCUAUAUCAAAACAGAUCUAUGAUCCCAAUCGACAGGAUAAAAAGGCAGUCGCAGUACAUGUUCAUAAACAGAAGAAAAAGAUCUGUGGACUCUAAAUCUGUAAAUGCAGCACCUCAAUGCUCGUAUGCGAAUUUACAAAUAACGAAAGCUACACGCAAUGGAUUUGACUACUAUAACACCAGCUUCGCGAUGCUCGUCGCGUCACAGAAAGAAGAAGGUUUAUACAACUUAUACUUUCACAACUGUCCACAUCCAGGAAAAACGGCUGUCACACCUGUCAAUACAGUUAUUGAGAUAUAUGAAAGUAAUAACGGGGACAACUUUUUGUCGGCGGGAGAGAUGCCUCUGCCCGCGCUCUAUAGUAUGAUGUCAAUGAUAUUCUUUUUGAGCGCUGGAUUUUGGACUUUCAUACUGCGCACGAGCAAACACCCUGUAUACAGGAUUCACAUAAUAAUGUGCGUUCUGGUGUAUCUGAAGGCGUUGUCACUCGCCUUCCACGGUAUCAACUACCACUUCAUACAGACUAGAGGGGAACACGUCACCGCUUGGGCCAUCCUCUAUUACAUCACGCAUUUGUUAAAAGGUGCAGUUUUGUUCGUGACGAUAGUCCUAGUGGGGACAGGGUGGAAUUUCAUAAAGCACAUCCUCGCUGACAGAGACAAGAAACUCUUCAUGAUAGUUAUACCGUUGCAGGUGGUGGCGAACGUAGCGGAGAUAAUAAUAGCGGAGAGUGAAGAAGGUGCCGCCGAACAUAACGCAUGGCGUGGUAUCUUCAUACUAGUAGACCUUAUAUGCUGCGGUGCUAUAUUGUUCCCAGUCGUCUGGUCGAUACGUCACUUGCAAGACGCGUCGAGCACAGACGGCAAGGCGGCGAUAAACUUGCUCAAGUUGAAGUUAUUCAGGCACUUCUACAUUAUGGUGGUGUGUUACAUAUACUUCACUAGGAUCAUCAUAUCAUUAUUAAAGAUAACAGUGCCGUUUCAGUAUUCGUGGAUUGACGAGAUGUUCCGCGAGACUGCCACGUUCGUUUUCUUCGUGAUGACCGGAUACAAGUUCAGGCCGGCAGCCGCCAAUCCUUACUUCACCGCCAAUCAUGCGGACGACGACGAGACUGAAGUAUUAUCAGAAAUAGGGGUGCUAGAUGGUGUCACCAGAAUAUCGAAUAGGAGUGAUAAGCGACGAGAGGACAUGCAACCUCUCAUGCAAGAAACCGGAUACAAUUCCGACUAAUAGUACAUAGUAUAAACUGUGACGUCACUUCUCCAAUAAAACUUCCUCCGAACUGGUGCGGACGUCCUAUUUAUUUUCCAUUGAGAUUUCCCUACAUUGUUUAUCACGAAUGUUUUUGUCUUUGUACCACAAACUCUUGGUAUACUUUAGUUAUAUCAUAUUUGAAUAGCAGAAAUAAUUAUUGAAAUAGUUUUACCCAUUAACACUUAAAUAUUUUAUCAUGUGAUUAAUAAAAUAAAAUCUAUCCUUCUUGCUUAGAGAACUCUUUAAGAUUCAUUCUUUAAUUUCAUAUCUGAAUUUUCAAAAUAAAUAAAUAAAAUAACAGAACGCAAUAUAUUGACAAUAAAGUGGGAAAUUGCACUAUAGGCGCCAGUUAGGUUAUGGUUUUACAUUUUAGAAUCUAAAUAAAUGCAGUUACUUGUAAAUAUUUGUAAAAGGCAAUUACAUUUAGCAAUUCACUUUUAAAAUUCGGCAAAAAAACCAAUAAUAUUUUAGAAUAAACAUGAUAUAUACCAAUUUCCAUUGUACAAAAUUAACAUAACAGUUUUUCUACUAAGUUUAAACUCUAAUUUUAGAUUAGGCAAAAUUCUAAUAAUAAACUAGGCUGUUUAAAUAAAUGCAAUUGUAGAAUUUUAGAUUAUAGUUAAGAUGGCGACGGUGGGUGUAUCGAAAUAUUUCUGGUUUGGGCUCGGUGCAAAUCGGACGGAAGAUCCGUCAAGCAUCUCGCGGAAGUGCGUAUCUUACGUCGGGUAUGCGAGGUUUAAUGUCGUUUUAUAUAUUGGAUUAGUUAUGACGUUACGCAACCGACAAUCACGUGUUUUCCGUCAGAUAAACACCGAAUUUAAUGAGACACGCGUUAAUUCGUGUUGUUAGAUUUUGUAAUUCUGUUGUUUAUAUGUUUUUUUUCACAGGUUUUUUAAAGCCAUUUGUUAUUGUUGUUGACCACUCUUGAAAUUUUCGAGGAAUACAUUUAUCAUGUCUAUUGUUUCUUAUAUCACGGAAUGGAUUUCUUUUUUUAAGUAUUUUUUUUAAUUUUGUUUGAAGAUACGUACAAGCGAACGGACCCAUAGUAAAGAUUCGAGAUAAAAUUGUUGUGUGUAAAUAUUUAUAAUCUUUGGUUGUUAAUUCAUUAGGUAGAUAUUAGAUUUGCAUUUUUUUUAUAUAUUACUAUGUGUACAUUUUCAGAUUAUCAAUCAUGAUUCGUGACGCAAAUAAUUUAUAAAAAGUAAAUGCCAUUAUGUCUUAUGUUUGAUAGUCUGAAAAUGUAUGAUAAUAAUAUAAUUCUUAAACCGUUUUAAAAUUGUGGACUGCUAAAUAGGGAUGAGGACCUUAAUUGAAAAUAUUUUAAAUAUUUAAUAUACACGUGAAUAUUUGUUGUUCUCAAAAUUCAAAAUCUGGCGAUUUGUGACGUCGACAAAACUGAACCAUGCAUUUUUUCCAUGAAGAUUUGAAUGUUUUUAGUUUAAUCGAAGUCUUCGGUAAGGUCAUUUAACUCUUAAUUGAACAAUCUUUUGAAGGUCUAAAAUACCUUUCCACUUGAUAUCCUGCAAUCGCUCUCUUCUAUCAUUCCAUAAACUCGUCGAAAUAAAUGGAAAAUCUGUCCGGGAAAUAUAUGAAGAAUGUGGUAGAGUGUUAAGAUUGACUAUACACUAGCAUAUUAUUUUUUAUAAAGUCGUUUUUAUCUAGAUUUUUGAAGUAUCUGCAUGGGAUUUGUAGGUUCUUAUCACUGCAACGCAAAACACCAAAAGGCAUAUUGUUCCCUUUGUGUCAACCCAUUAAAUAUUGAUAGCACUUGUAGCACCGUACUUUAGGUAUCCUGAAUUUCUUUAACAUACGGCUUAUAACACUUGUUUAAAAUAGCGAAAUUAACUUUUUUUUUUAUUUUGAAAUGGAAUUUUAUUUUUUAUAAUCAUCAAAUAUGUGGCGGAAAAAAUUUUGAAACUUUAUAAUAUAAAUAUGAAUUUGUCUUUUGUUGUUUAUUAUGUAUACUUACGAAUUAUGAUUUUUUUGUGUUGCAUAUUGUUAGGUUUGUGGUUUGUUUGUAAUUGUAUACAGAUAAGCUAGUUGGUGAUUACACGACUUUGGUGAAUGGAAAUAGGUAAAGCUUAAAUCAUACAGGUCAUUAUAGGUGUGUCUGAAAAUAUAGCGUUUUAUAUACUUGCUCUACUGCAUAUUUCAUAUAUAAACUACUGCUUUAAUAAAAAAUGGCGCAUGAAUAAAGAACAUGACUUUGCAAAUUGUAUUAAUUAAUUUCGUAGUCAACAUCUCUAUUUAGUUGCGUAACUCAAUAAGAUUCAGUUUUAAGAUAUAUGUCACUAACUUGUAAAACUGAAAAAAAAAAUACUUUACAAAUAUUACCUUAGUGUUAAGUUACUAAAAUGGGACGUUAGGAACAGGUUAGUUUUGUGGAUUAUGGUUUUACAGUCAACAGAUGUCGCUGAUGAUUAUAUAUUAAGUUACUUUCGACUAAUAUGGUGCAAGGUCCUCCAACAUUAACUUUGCACAGAGCAGAUCUAUCAAUUCCGAUGAUGAUUGAACGAACAAAAUUUAGAAUGACUCUUGUUUCAAGUUUCCUAAGGUAUAAAAUAAAGCGAUAAAAUAAUAAGUAUCUGUGAGCCGCAUUAAUUGUAUCACACUGUAAGUGAAUACGGACUUUUUUAAGUUCAUAAACUAAGUAAAAUAAUCAAAUUAAAUCAUCACCGCCAUUUCUUGACUGUCAAAAUCUAUGGAAAUGUAACGUUCCCCGUAAACGCUAAAAUAUCGUCGGUGUAAUGUUCCACCUUCAAUAAACCUCGUGCUUAUUUUCUUUGACAGUCAGUUGCACAAAUGUCCAUUAAAGGUUUAAUGACACAUUUAAGCUGUAGUGAAUUUUUAUUUGGAUUUGUUAAUGUCGCUUUAAAAUAAUGACAAUUUUAAUGGACGUUUGCCCAAAUGGCUGUUAAUCUACUAAUUCCUAAGCUGCCUUGUACAACACACGAAAGCAAUAAACGGUUAUGUAAUUUUUUGCUAAUGGCUCCAAUGUAUUAAGUGUGGUACCAAAUUAGGUAGGUUCUAUUUCUUUAUUCGAAUCCAAUUAAUUCCAUUUUGGAAUUACCACGCUUUUCGUAAUGUUAGAAUAUAAAACGUGUUGUGAUUUAAAGUCCGUUUUUCUUUGUAGGCAAAUCGCAAAUGAAGGGUAGAGUGUCUUGAACUGUAUUGUUUCACACACAGCGACAACGUAUCGGAUCAACAAAAAAUAUGUAUAAAUCAACUGUUUCUUUUAUGUGUUAAAACCAAGAAAAACGGGCUAACAUUUAUGAAGCAAUUUCAUUUUUGUCUUAGAUUUUAAGUAAAUAUUAAACACUUGUGACUGCUGUGCGAGGUUUUUAGAUAGGAUUAUAAUAUAAUUAUUUGUCAAACUUAAAUACCUGAAAUUCCAGUUCCUUAUUAUUUUCCAUGGUUAGUUUAAUAUGAGUUAUGUAGUUUUGAAUGGUGUUAGAUACUGGACUGUGAUUUCGUUUGCCCAAUGAAAACAGAAAUGUCGAAACAUUUGUGUAAUUAUUUUUUAUUAUCAUAGUAUGGAUAUGACAUGGCAACUGUUUUUAUACCUACUAUAAAAGUAAAUUGUUAAUAUGAAAAAGAAAAUGUUUCAAUAUUUUGCAGUACACAAGCGUUUUGAUAUUUUGUUUAUUAAAGUAUGAAUUCCGUGGUCAUGUCCAUACUAACGUAUACUUUUUAUGCAAUUAACCUGAACAACUCCAUAAGCUCCGUAAACUAAAAUGAUAAUUUAAAACAGUUUUAUGUCAUAAGAUAAUGUGUGUGACAUUAAAACAUAUUACAAACAUAUGAAUCAUCGUAAAAGCCGAAUCGUGCGAAUUCUAAUAAGUUUUUGUUAAUUUGCAAGGUGUAAAGAUCCGUCUCCUUGGGCUUUCAUAGCAACGAAAUGAUUUUGGUAUGCUGUAGCAUAGAUAAAAUACUAAUAAUAUAAUUAAUUAGCCAUAAGUUGCCUUAUAAAUUUACGCAUUCACAAACAUUCAUCACUCAUAGGUGCUUAAAAUUUAUUAUAUUAAAAAAAAAUAAGUUCGUGUUGUAUUUUAUUUCAGUAAUACUAGAAUGUCAGUUAUCAGUGAAAUUACAGUUCAGUACGGGCAGACGAUCUUCAGCAAUCUAAGCGGAAAAGUGCUGAAGUUAUAUUGUGGACUUUAUCCCAUUAUAAUAAGACUUAUUUUGUUAAAGAACUUUCAAGCAUUUUUCCGCGCCAACUGUGGCGAUAAAAUAUGAUGAUGGUGGCUAGAUGUUUCUCGGUGGUUUUUUUAAUACAGGUAUUGCAUAUUUUGUUAAUGUAUUAAUUUUUCCAUCUCUGUAAGGUCUAUCUCUGUGAAGUCAUUUUUCAUUGUAUCUCUCAAGUAAUCUCGAUGGCAAUAUUAGUGUUCGAGACUUGUUUAUCAUUUCGAAUAUGUAUUUUAUUUCAAUAAACAUAAGUGUGAUAUUUGU